AUGGAAUCCAAGGCUGCUAUCGAGGCCAGAAAGAAGGACGCGACGCGAGAGCUCGUGUAUGCAGAAGAUCGUGGCAACGCGCAGUCAAUCUACGCAUACGAUAUCCAAGAUCCAGCUAAUCAGCCGCGCAUCUUAACAAAACCCAAAUGGUUCCGUGAUAUGUCUCCGGACGAGUUGAACGAAAUGGACGACCAGGCUUUCAAGGAGUGGGUAGAAUACCUCGAACAGGAGGGAAUGGAUCGCGAGGACGGUGCACAACUCAAUCUGUACGAGAGGAACGUGGAAGUCUGGCGGCAGCUGUGGCGCGUAAUCGAGCGCUCAUCUGUGCUCGUGCAUCUCGCCGACGCUCGCUGUCCAUUACUGCACAUCAGCGACCAAUUAAUGACGCACAUUCGUACGCAAUUCCCGUGGAAGCGCGUGGUGCUAGUGCUCACAAAGACCGAUUUGGUGGAGAAAGACCGCGUCCAGAAGUGGUCGAGCUAUCUGCAGACACGCUAUGGACACGAUAUUCCUGUUCUAGCCUACAGUCGCGACGAAGUGGACGAGAGCAACACAACCCUGAUGCGAACAAUUGGUCAAGUUAGCACUGGUAUGGAUCACCACAAUCUGGAUGAUGACUCGAUGACAGAAACCAAACACAAGGACACGCUUACGAUCGGAUUUGUCGGAGAGCCGAAUGUUGGCAAGAGCUCGCUGCUCAACAGCCUCUUUGAUCGCAAGCUCGUGAGCGUCUCAGCCACUCCCGGUCGCACGAAGCACUUGCAAACACACUACUUUGAGCGCGUGGAAAUGUUGGAGCGCAGCGACGGCGUAUUCUCACGAGUGCUCGUGUGCGACUGUCCGGGCGUCGUGUUCCCGCGCUUCAACGUGCCGGUGCUGCUACAGAUCUUAUUCGGUAGCUUUCCAAUCGCUCAGACGCGCGAGCCAUUUAGCGCCGUGCGGUUCAUUGCCGAAAACUGCGUGCCGCAUCUGCAUGAGGUGUAUAAGCUGAAGCCUAUGGAGGAAGACGAUGACGAGUGGUGCCCCUACACACUGUGCGAGUCCUACGCGCAGCUUCGCGGCUUUCGAGUUAAAGGUGGUAAGCUGGACGUGCACCGCGCCGCCAAUACACUGCUGCGAGACACGCUUAACGGCAAGAAGGUGGUGUUGUCCUUCCCCCCACCAGCAGCUACGUAG
Phytophthora nicotianae INRA-310 is the source of this 1176-nucleotide messenger RNA. RefSeq lists its product as hypothetical. The transcript has a single exon. Lineage: Eukaryota; Oomycota; Peronosporomycetes; Peronosporales; Peronosporaceae. The coding region runs from base 1 to 1176 and encodes 391 amino acids. Gene Ontology annotation, molecular function: GTP binding; GTPase activity. The record is from RefSeq and is a predicted model, not a curated record.